AUGGGCUGGACAUCGGCAGUCACCCUCAUCCAAGCAGCGAUCCGACACAUCUCGUAUGAGAUCGCGAGGGUCCCGUCAUUUGGGGACGUGAGCAAGGACAGGCCCCUUCCUUCAGAGGGCCCCCUCACGGUGCUCUAUCUCGACAAUUUUGAUGAGCUGAGGUACCUCAAGAAGGAGAUCGCCGAGGCCGAAGCCGGCCAGCCCUCGGAGAACCACUUGAAGUUUAUCACCGCGUGCGAAAUGCUUGGGCUGCCCAGGAACCUGGGUAAGCAACUGAGCGGAGCCCUUCAGGGUACCCUCCAAGGAGGAGAGAUUCUGGGAAAAGAGAAUGUGCUACGGCACUCUUAUGAUAAAACGGUCGAGCUCAUGGAGCUCGGUUUGGGGCUCAUGUCAAUGGAGUUGGUGGAUGAGUUCUGCCUCCGCCACUGGUGUGGUAAGGCCGCCUUCGCGGCGGCUUUCAGGCGGCCCCUCUUUGCGGUCCUGCAGGAGGUUUAUGCCACAAUGGACUGGGCAAAGCAAGGAACCCAGGUUAUCCUGCCGGGCCCCGUCCUUGACGAGGUCCUCUGCAUGAGCCUUCUCCUCCCCCUGGCCGAGACGGACCUUUCGUCACCGAUCUCCUCGGAGAUCUCCUGCACUGAUGCUUCGCCGACCGGGGGAGGCUGUUCGGUGGCAAAGGCCUUCAAGGAAAAAUCGUUGCUGCUGCCCCUUCCUUUGGAGGACCCGGGCACUUGCGCUGGUUGCGACGCGUUGCUCGACCAACCGGCCUGGCGCACGUAUCGCUGCCCGAGGAAGUGCGGACUCAGGUGCUGCACCCUUCGGUGCACCCGCAAGCACAACGAAGAGUGCUGCCGCCGGUGGUGGCAUGUUCCCAAGUUCGGGGACAGAUUCGCUGGGAAGAAUUUCCCAAUGUCGAAGGCAGCGGGCUUAAAGGGCAUUGAGGUCCAGCUCCCCUUGGAUUACCAGAUCGAGGGCGACCGGUGGGACUUCAAAACGGAGCCGGGCAAGGAGCGACUGGACGAUUUGGAGGCCGAUGGGGACCUCAUGUGGACCCAUUGGUCCCCGGAUCGCCACACCUUCUCCAAGCAGUGCGGCCAAGGCUUCUGGAACGACCGUUGGGAAUGGGAGCGAGGCCUACCUGCUUUGCGCAACAGAGAUCACCCAGAAGGUUUCAACAACCUGCGGCGCCCAGACCUAGUGAUGGUUCGCCAAGCCAAUGCCAUGGCGAAGCGGGCUGUGAAAGGUCUCCUUGAAGCCCACCGAAGGGGGCGGUUCGCCUCGCUGGAGCACCCUUGGGCGUCCUACAUUUGGAAUCUCCCGGAAAUGGAGCCCCUCUACGGAGGAGAUUGGUUGUGGUCCACUUUCUCCCUGUGCUGCCACGGAGGAGAACGAGAAGAGUGGUUGACGGUUGUUCACAACUCACCGUCGCUACACGCGGUGUUGCACAAGCCUACGUGUGAUGGCCACUCCGGGGCCAUCUUGGGCUAUGACUACAUCGACAUCGAGAACCAGGAUGAGUACCCAUGGGCCUUUUGCCUGGUCUUCAUGGAAGGAGUGCAUGAUGAGCUGUGCGCUCGGUACUCGGAGCCCUUUGGCUGCCGGGCAAUGACCCUGGAAUCGCUCAUGCACCACCAGCUCAAAGGAGCGACCAGGGGACUUCAAGACGGAGCCGCCGUGGAUUGGGCUGUGACUCAAACGGUGCAGUUCUUGGACACCAUGGAUGCCGGGAACGAAGCUCAGCACCUGGCCUGGCUCUUGAGGCACACGUACCACACAGGGUGCGAUGUGCGACUGACCAACAAAGGCCAGGAUGUGGUUGGUAUGAGGCCAGCUCCGUACCCUGCCUUUCGCUGGCACUGGAAGGAUGUGCUUUCCUACAAAUGGAAGCAGCCACAGCACAUCAAUAUCCUCGAGCUCACGGCGUUCCUUGCAGAACUCAGGCGAAGGACCCGUGACCUUACCCAGCACAACCACCGCUUUUUCUGCAUCGUCGAUUCCCUGGUGACUUUCUAUGUCCUGGGGAAGGGCCGAAGCAGCUCGAAAAGACUGAAUCGAAUAUGCCGACGUGUGACUGCGCUGACCCUGGCUUCUGGUGUGUUACCCAUCUCCCUGUGGACGAUCAGCAAAUGGAACUUUUCCGAUGGCGCGCUUCCCCGCUCUAUGGCUGAUUUGGAUGAUGAGCUGGCAGAAUACAUUAACCACCUCUACCAAGAGGGCGACAAUGUUACGCAAGCAGGCUGGACCGUUAGCGGUCUCAAGCGGUUCCUGCCUCGGUGCAGGCCGCACCUUCAAACCGCCCAGCUGUUCCUUCGGAACUGGCACCGGGUACACUUGCCGCAACGGACCAGUCCUCUCCCGUGGCUGGGAGCAAAGGCCAUGGCCGCGGCUGCAGCCCGUAUUGGGCGGUUUGAUUUGGCGCUGAUGGUGCUCAUUGGUUUCUCUUUCUUUUUGCGCACCAUGGAGCUCCUCAGCCUGCGCAGCGUACACAUUCGUCUCUUCCCGCAAGAUGGAACGGUGGUCAUUGCUAUUCUUAACGCUAAAACUGCCAAAGGCCUUCAACAAUCCCUUUCACUCCAUGAAGAAAGCUUGGUAGCUAUUUUGCAAUUCUUGAUGGACCGGGCACGCCCGAGUGAUUAUCUCUAUUCCUUUUCGGUGGCGACCUUCCGCCACGAAUUUGCUUGCUUGGUCAAAGCCGUGGGACUUUCACCCGAAAGCUACCUCCCCUACUGCCUUCGCCGAGGGGGCGCCACGGCUUUCUACCAACGCUUUGGCCUGGGCCGCACUGUCGUGCAAGGCAGGUGGAAAGAUGCAACAACUGCGCGCAUCUAUGUGGACGACGCCCGAGCCACUCUCAUUCAGCUUCUUUUGCCCGCCCCCGUCACCGCCCUGCAACAACAUCUUGCUUCUUUUUGGCGGGUGGCUUUGCCAGGCAGUGUGAACAGCGACCCGGUUGGAGAGCCUGUAAUGAAGGAAGCCGAAGAGCUCGCCUUGUGUGAAAACGAUAUUCAGAAGGGUAUGAUCCAUCAUGAAGCCCGAGUUUGUGAGCACGAGAACGAGGGUGAAUAUGCAGAUCUAGACGGCGAAAGCCCGAAUCAGGUGAAGAAGGCUGCCGAGACCAUCGAGACCGAAGUUGCCCAGGUGGUUGGUGAGGCAGCGGAGACCAUCCAGGUCCAAGCUGGCGCCAAGGAGGAGCCCACGAUCGAGGGAGCGGGUCUUCCUACGGGCUGCAACUUCUUUGGCGCCUGCGGUGCCUGA
Messenger RNA from Symbiodinium sp. CCMP2592, 3252 nucleotides. The record is from the annotation of a GenBank genome assembly. NCBI's taxonomy places the organism in Eukaryota, Dinophyceae, Suessiales, Symbiodiniaceae.